UCUGACUGCACCUCUCGAACUUUGAGGACCGACUCCAGCCACGGCACGACUCGGAAGGGUUAUACUUGUCCUUCAUCAACAAGUUGCAUCUCUGUCUCCUCAGGCGCCUCUGAGAGGCUAGCUGGCUGCCCUCAUCCAGCUUCGGCCAGGAUCACUCUCCCCGAGAUUAUAUCACAAGCAGUGUAUUGAAACUUCUCCUCAGAUCUGAGACCCUCGCGACUCUUCAGUUCCACCACCGUCAUCAUGGACCGGAAGGGUCGAGAAUAUACGCCCGUGAUGGGUGAGGACUAUCCAAACGAGUCGCAGCCCCUAAAAAAUCCCAGAUACAGCGACUGCUCUGAGAUCGACCUCGAAAACUCGUUGCCGCCCCAUGACUCGUCCAGAGCCCCUCCCACGGCAUUCUCAUGGAAGUUUGUUUCUGUUGCCGUUGUCUUGGCCCUGUCAUUCAACAUCGCUAGUGGUUGCUUAGGCUUCUACUAUGGCAAGCGGGACCUUGAUGCUGUUUGCGCCUCAUACACGACGCAAUACUCUCCUGUCCUCAAGGAAGUAGGGAUCAAAUAUGACUUUGUCAACUACAAUGGCUCAUUUCUGGCGGAGACCAUCUAUAGGCAGAGGGCCUCCCCAGCAGUUGACGACGCCUGGGAAGCACUCGGGGUCAACUCUCGCGCUGGUGUUAUCUCCAAAGAGGAGGGUCUGAAAAGCGGGUUGACUGAUGCUCAUGUGCAACGGGCGGAUAAGUACGGCGGUGGCUUCUUUGUGAACGUUGAAGGCAUGCACCACUUGCACUGUCUGAACUUGGUUCGCCAGGGCCUGUAUUACAACUACGACUAUUACAAGAGGCUGGGGACUGGUGCUUUCGUUAACGAAGACAUGAUCGUCGAGAAGCACAUCUCACAUUGUCUCGACACGAUCCGUCAGACGUUGAUGUGUAAUCCUGACACUGGAGUCCUCGGUCAGGUUUGGUAUGAUCAGGAAAGUCCCUCGGCUUUCCCAGACUUCAACACGAAGCAUAAGUGCAAGAACUUUGACGACAUAAGCAGAUGGGCUGUUGAGAACCAGGAACCAGUCCCGGAUUCGCUGCCAGACGACUACAUGAAGGAACCAAGACCAGAAUACGUGGGAGAGAAUACUCCAUAA
Messenger RNA from Diaporthe batatas, 1137 nucleotides. RefSeq lists its product as uncharacterized. The transcript is spliced from 6 exons. The coding region runs from base 244 to 1137 and encodes 297 amino acids. Gene Ontology annotation, biological process: mycotoxin biosynthetic process. NCBI's taxonomy places the organism in Eukaryota, Fungi, Ascomycota, Sordariomycetes, Diaporthales, Diaporthaceae. The record is from RefSeq and is a predicted model, not a curated record.